Molecule: messenger RNA, 578 nt
Organism: Galeopterus variegatus (Sunda flying lemur)
Lineage: Eukaryota; Metazoa; Chordata; Mammalia; Dermoptera; Cynocephalidae
Gene: LCN1
Product: lipocalin 1
Exons: 6
Molecular function (GO): small molecule binding
Source: RefSeq, a predicted model, not a curated record
AUGAAGACCCUGCUCCUGACCUUUGGCCUUGGCCUCAUCACUGCCUUGCAGGCCCAGGACCCCACAGCCUCAGAUGAGAAGAAUCAGGAUUUGUCAGGCACGUGGUAUCUGAAGGCCGUGACAGCAGACAAGGAGAUUCUCAAGCAGAAGCCAGAGUAUGUGGCUCCUGUGUCCCUCACGAUCCUGGAGGGGGGCAACCUGGAGGUCAAGUACUCCAUACCGAAAGCAGACCAGUGCCAGGACGUGAAAGUCGUCCUGGAGAAAACUGAUGAGCCAGGCAAAUACACAAUCGAUGGGGGCAAGCAUGUGGUGUACAUCACGGGCUCGCGCGUGAAGGAUCACUUCCUUAUCUACUGUGAAGGCGAGCUGCAGGGGCAGCAGAUCCACGUGCUGAAACUCAUGGGCAGAGACCCUGAAGACAACCAGGAAGCCAUGGAGGACUUCGAGCAGGCCGCCGCAGCCAGAGGCCACCCCUACAUGGAGCGUGGUGAGCGUGCAGUGGCCACCAUCAGUGUGGGCGUGGACCCGCCGUCCUACAGCCCCUGGAGGUCUGCGUGCUUCCCUUUCCCCAGCGCACC